This is a messenger RNA of Pocillopora meandrina, 1120 nucleotides long. The record is from the annotation of a GenBank genome assembly. NCBI's taxonomy places the organism in Eukaryota, Metazoa, Cnidaria, Anthozoa, Scleractinia, Pocilloporidae.
AGUUGUCAUGGCUGUCAAGCUGUCAGCAAAUAUUCUGCUUCAGAGCCUAUGGUGCAAGCUUACCCACCAAGUGGACCAUGGCAAGAUUGUACUGCAGACAUACUGGGUCCUUUAUCCUCUGGAGAGAAUUUAGUUCUAUUGUUACAGUUCUAUGAUAGCAGAUAUUUUGAAGUAGUUAUCCUGAAGUCAACUACAAGCACAAAGGUCAUCAACAGCCUCUAGCCAAUAUUUGCUCAGUUUGGAGUUCCCCACUCACUUAAAACCGACAAUGGCCCUCAGUUCAUUUCAGAGGAGUUCAAAGCCUUCCUUAUCGAAAAGGGGAUAGAACACCAAACAACUCUCAUUCUGUGAGCCCAGGCAAAUGGGGAAAUAGAACGUCAAAACUGCACUUUGUUGAAAUUGAUCCAGGUAGCCCAAAUUGAAGGAAAAGAUUGGCAACAAAAGCUUCACAAAUUUUUAACUGCACACAGGUCCACUUCUCAAAAGACAACUGGUGUGGCACCAUUCUUCUUAAUGUUUGGGAGAGAAAUGCAGUCGAAGUUGCCAGAGUUGAGACAUGAGACACCCAUCACCAAUGAAGAAAUCUGUGACUGGGAAUGGGCAAGAAAGCUGACACAGAAAGACUAUGUGGACACAAAGAGAAAUGCAGUUGAGAGUCAAGUGGAAAUUGGAGAUCACGUAUUAUUGAGAAACACGAAAACAAACAAACAAACUGUCUCAAAACUUCAACCCAAGUCCUUGUGAAGUCAUAGACAGAAAUACAGAAGUCACAUUAAGGAAGAAAGAUGGUGUGGAAUUAAAAUGGAAUGUGUCAUUUGUUAAGAAGUACCAGGAGAAUGGUGCUACAGAAUCAGAAUCAGUGGUACCACGUCAGCCAACUGCUAGCCCAUUAGAACCAGCAACACCAUUUCUGCCAAUUACUAGCCAGCCAAUUGCUAGUCAGCCAAUUGCUAGUCAGCCAAUUGUUAGCCAGCCAAUUGCAAGCCAGCCAAUUGCUAGCCCAAUUUCAAUGCAGCAGAUAGUUAACCCAAGUUCACCUAUGCUUAAAACAAGCCAGAGACCAACUCGAAUGAUUAGAAUUCCUAAACAAGUUGAGGAUUAUGAACUGUCAAAGGCAUGA